Sabethes cyaneus is the source of this 8239-nucleotide messenger RNA. It is a transcript of the gene Rox8, whose product is annotated as nucleolysin TIAR. NCBI's taxonomy places the organism in Eukaryota, Metazoa, Arthropoda, Insecta, Diptera, Culicidae. The record is from RefSeq and is a predicted model, not a curated record. The transcript is spliced from 5 exons. Gene Ontology annotation, molecular function: RNA binding. Bases 725 to 2071 code for a protein of 448 amino acids.
ACCGAAAAAGUAUCAAAUUUUAAAGUUUCCGAUUCCGAUUAUCCGCUCUACUGGAAGUAGCUUGUAAAAACACAGAUUAUACGACUGAUUUCAGUUUCGUUAAUUUCUUGCAUGUAGGCGAGAAUUGCUGCUCAGUAUUAAACAAUUACAAUCUCGGAAAAGAAACGAGAUUCUUUUGCUUCCAUUGAGGAACAGAUUCUCCGCCAGAAAUCGGCAGAUGAACAAAAGUGUGUGUGUGAAUUGUUCAAGUGAAGAAUUUGAGUCUAGAAGAAAAUAUUGUAUGACUAUGCAGUGAUCUUUGGAUCUCAAGUUGACUAAGGCAUUUGAAAGUUUUAGGACAUUAAUAAACGAUUAAAUUACUCUGUUAUUACGUGGAAAUACCUUAUCAAAGAUUACUGAGUGAGAAAAGUGUGUGCAAAAAACUCAAUGUUCUCGUGAACUCCUAAAAAGCUAUUUUUUCAAGUGCGGCUGAAAGGCGGAGGGUAGUGAUAUUCGAGAGAAACAAGUUUUCAUUCAUCCUACUGCAAAUUGGUUGCUGCUUCUUGUUACGCACACACUCUAAAGUCUAGUAGACACGUUCAGCAGGACGAGAUCAAAGGAACCAUUAGUAAAUUUUAUCGUAUCUUAUCCUGAAAGAGUUAAAAGGAGUCUCAGAAAACAAAAAAUCCAAACUCGAGAAACGCGAUUUUUUUUGAGAUCUACAAUCAAUAAUUGGAAAAGGAAAAUGACGGACGAGGCUUACCCAAAAACUCUGUACGUGGGUAAUUUAGAUCAGUCGGUAACGGAGGACUUGCUCUGUGCAUUAUUUGGUCAAAUGGGCACAGUCAAGAGCUGCAAAAUUAUACGCGAGGCAAGUAGCGAUCCUUAUGCAUUUAUAGAAUACACCAGUCACCAAUCAGCGCAGACUGCUUUAGCCGCAAUGAAUAAGCGACUAUUUCUUAAAAAAGAAAUCAAAGUGAACUGGGCUACAAGCCCAGGGAACCAACCGAAGACAGACACCAGUCAACACUAUCACAUAUUUGUCGGCGAUCUUAGUCCAGAAAUCGAAACCGAAACUUUACGAGAAGCAUUUGCUCCUUUUGGUGAGAUCUCUAACUGUCGGAUUGUGCGUGACCCGCAAACGUUGAAAUCCAAGGGUUACGCUUUUGUAUCUUUUGUAAAGAAAGCUGAGGCUGAAAACGCCAUACAGAUGAUGAACGGACAAUGGUUAGGUUCGCGAAGCAUUAGAACUAAUUGGUCUACUCGAAAGCCCCCGGCACCUCGUGAAAACGCUAAAGGUAUUAGAAGCGGAAAGACACCAGGUUUCGAAGAAAUCUAUAACAACACCGGCCCAACAAACACCACAGUGUAUUGUGGAGGAUUUCCGCCUAAUACAAUAACGGAUAUUCUUAUCAAUAAGCACUUCAGUCAGUUCGGCCCAAUUCAGGAUAUUAGAGUAUUUAAAGAUAAAGGAUAUGCAUUCAUUAAGUUUAUGUCGAAAGAACCAGCAGCACGAGCCAUUGAAGGCACUCACAAUAGUGAAGUGCAAGGACAUCCAGUGAAAUGCUAUUGGGGUAAGGAGAACGGUGGUGAAAUGGCAAGUAAUGGUGUUCAUGCAGCGGCUGUCGCUGCCGCAGGAAUGGUUGGCAUCGGUAUAAACAGCAUAGCUGGAAGUCCACUUCAGUCACAAAACGCUGCGGCUGCCGCAGCAGCAGCCGCCGCCGCUGCAGCUCAACAACAUGGUGCUAACCAACAACUUACUCAGGCAGCUGCUGCAGGUGCUGCUCAGUACCCAUAUUCCGCGUACGGUCAAAUGGGAUACUGGUAUCCGGGUUAUCCACAAAUGCAAACUCAAUAUAUGCAGCAGGGAUAUGCGUAUCCUUAUGCUUAUGCCACUGCUGCUCCCCAGCAGGCAGGAACUACUGGUUAUCGUAUGAUGCAGCCUAAUAUGGCCGCUGCUGGUUGGGGUAUGCAGACUGUACCAGGGGUAGGCACAAAUGGGGCUGCCGCAGCAGCAGCGGCGGCCGCUGCUGCUGCAUCUUCCCAGCAACCUAUGAUGUAUGCAACAAUGCCGCAGUUCCAGACACAAUGAGAAAUAAUGAAAAACUGUCCCAACAAUAGCAUCGUCAGCAAAGUAGUAGGAGCCGCAACCACAGCUCAAGUCAAUCAUCAACCGGCCGCCCAUUACAAUCUAAUAACUAAUCCUGCAGCAGCAGCUGUAGCUGCCGCAGCCAAUCUCAGCAACAGUCUUAUUUCACCACCAUCGAUUAUCACAAAUGCUAAUAAUGCAAUUAUCUUAGCAGCUCAUCACCAACAGCAAACGGCGACAAUUCACCAGCAUCACUCAUUCACACCUCACCAUCAUCAUCUGAUAACAUCAUCGCCGGUUAAUCCAAAUGCUCCAAGGGCAGCGGCUGCUGCCAAACUUUAUCAUCAACCAACAGCGACGAUCGCGAAUUCUUUGCUCGCAACACCUGUCAGUUCUACUGCUUCUUCCAGUACUUGUCAGUUACCAGUGCGAACGAUUACAGCCGUGGUUGGUGCAAUGACGACUAUUGCAACAUUAGCGUCCACUGCAGCCACAACCGUGCUAACUCCUUCAUCUUCCACGUCCGCCAAUGGAAUUGUUCCUCAAAGCAAUGGUAGUAGUAGUGAUAGUAAUAGUUGUAACAGCAGUAGUAACAGUAUUGCGGCCGCUGUCGCUGCUAUCAUCAACAGUAAUCUUAACUUUAGAAACCACAGCAGCAGUAUCUCUAGUAGCAACACAGGUGUAAAAGUUCCCAGCAUUAGUACUACCUGCAGUAGCGGAAAUGGUAGUAAUGUCGAGCAUAAUCAUCUCAAACACAAGAUGAACAGUGAAAAGGAAACAGAAGCAAAAGAGAUUACCAACGGUGAAGGGACCGCUAACAAUGUUCGGAAGAGAAUGAAACUGGAAAAUGGUGACAGUUGUAGGAAUUACUGCAUUGAGCUAGAAGGGACGGUAGCAACAACGACUACUCAAAUGACAACAACAACAACGAUAACGAGCAUGCCGUUGACUAACAUUGUCAGCAGCACGGACAAUUGUAAAAUCAAGCAGGAGAGAUGAAUAGAAAACGAUGAUGAAUGAUUGUAUAGUGUGAGAGCAAAUGCGUAUACCGGUCUGAACGGUUCGAUAUUUUGUUAUGUUCCGGCUAAAUAUUCGCGGUGAGUUUAGCGUAAAUGUUCUUUUUCAAAUGCUAUCGCUUGUUAGUCGCUUACAUAGCCUAACUAGAACUCACUUGUUAGACUUUUGAGCGAGCAUGAAAUUGCAAAGCACAAUUUUUCAUCUAUUUUAAUAGUUUUCAACCGGGGGGAAUCCUAAUAAGAUUAAGAUAGUAUUGGAUCAUAGUCUGUAUGGUUGGAGUGAUAUUCUACGUCGCUGUAGAAUUGGAAUACAGUUUUCUUUAGUUUCUUGUUUAUUUUCACGAAUGUUUCGAAAAACCUCCAAAAUAACGUAUUGUAAAACAUGCGAAAACCAGUUAACGUAAUGGUCAUAAAUUACGGAAUGAUUGUUUAAUAAAGUAGUGACGAAUAUGUAUAAUUUUAUUUAUAGUUUGCCACUUCUUAUAACCCUAUCCAAUCGAACUUAUUCUUAAACACAAAAUGCCGGUUUUUCAUUCACAUGGAUAGCUUGAUGCUUGAAUACGCCAGCUCAGGCUAAUGGAUGAUUGAUUGAUAAUGAUUCAGCAACAUAUUAUAGUACCAUUUUGCAAAUUUGUUCCAGAUGUUAUUAAUUUUCUGUUAGAAAGUGUAACAUUUUCGACAUUGUUUGGUGAAAGUGUCAACUGUACAACUACCACUUAUUAGUGGCAGCAUGAGGUUCGAGUAGGCCGAGAUGCUUGAAGAUUUUUCAAUUACUGCUAUAAUCUAGAAGGCAGUAUUUUCUGGCCACUAACAAUUAAGACAUUCUGCCAGUAUCGCUUUUUUCACUUCCUCAGUAUUUUAUUGUGUUUUACAUAGUAUCAUUGCAAACAAAAAUACUAACCCAAAGUUUUACCGAAUGAAGCAGUUAAACGCCGUUCACAAACGACGUCCGGUAUUUUUCAACGGUUAGGAACCCUCCCACCCUCUAUUGCCCAUUUUCGUCAGCUUAAUCCCGCCACCCUCACUAAGGUGGACGUCCAGAUUGAGCGUUUUAUCGUACAUUGCACGUUUAUUUAUCAGUCCUUGUCACUGAAUUUGCCGGAUUUUUCAAUCGUUUUUGAUUUUUGUGAAUGGACGUCCGAAAUCACGUAUUCCUUCCCUCCCCGGAGUCCAAUAGCAUCCGUUUUUUUUUCAAAGCCUCGUGGUGAGUUAUGUUACCCAAUGCAUUUCCCUACCUUUUAACUCCCAAGUGGCUAAUAUUGAAGCUUUUGCGGCAAUCGAUUCGACUUUCAUUGAUUUAGUAUCAGCCUUUUUGAGUGAGUAUCAAGAAAAACAGAUUUUUAUUUAGCAUAUUAAGGUUAAUGAAUAGAAGUUCUUGUUUAUUCAGUUUACCUGGACACAAACAGUCGAGUCCAUUCCCUCGAGUUUAAAAUUUGGUUGCACUGAGUAAAAAUCUUUUUCAUGCCAAAACGUGCAAAAGCUACGAGAGAUUCGUUUGCUCAAAAUGUUAUAAAUAUUUAAAUUGCUUUUAUACUAUAUGCAACUGCACACAAAGACAAUUGGCAAUUACUUCAAUAGGCCAAGAAUCACUAAAUCUACUGAAUUAGAAAACUAGGUUUUUCAAUGCCGAAUAAAGAAGUAGAAAAAUAAACAUCAAUAUGUAUAGGGAGGGUGCAUGUCGUAUUUUUGUAUAGUGUUACUAAGGUAACGAGAAUUUUUAUAUAACUUUUUGUGAAUUUGCUGAAAAUUGCAAGCCAUUCUAAUUUAAAUAAAACAAACUAGAAAGAUUUGGAUAAAGUGAUAUUCAUGUGAGCAGCCGUAGAAUACCAUGCCAGACCAAAGCGCGCGAAAAGUAACACUUUACUUGGAAUGGUGCGUAUUUAUAUUUCGCCGCAGCUGCAGCUGAUGUUACCAAUGGAGUACGCAAAUACUAUUUUCAAGAAUGUCCAAUGAUAAGGAUAUUUUUAUUAUGGUAAUGUGUAGAUACCAGAAACUACGACAUCAUGGUCAGAUAUUACCGCACCAUUUUUGAACGUUUUGCUAUUAACCGAUUUUAUUCAAAUUCUCACGAGAAGACCUUUGUUAGAUUUAAGCAAAUGUAUGGUAUCACUCCAAUAAGUACCAAAAUUGUUCAAAUUUUUCCGAUCUGACAUACAUGUUUAGUGUCAUUCUAGGGCGUUUUAAAUAUGACUUUUGCGAGUAACUGCUUUAAGCAACUAUCCCGGACAGAUAACGGAAAACUGUCUUUGAGACUAAAGGCCCAAACAGAAUGCUGCGUCAACGCUUUCGUCAGCGUUAUUCUGACAGUUUUCCCAUGAGUUUACUGUCAAAUUGGCGCUAACGGAUGCGUUGACGAUGCAUUCUGUUUGUGCCUUAAGCAAUUAAGCAUUUCGGGCGUGUCUUCUUGAGUUUUACAUGUUUUUAACAGGCUGCUACUAAAGAGAAUGUUUUAGAAGAACACUUGAUCAUUGGAAAGAAAAUGGUCAAAAAUAGUUACUCUUAGUAAACUUAUCCUAUACAUAAAUAGUUUUCAUUAUUGGUGACGCCACAUUCUUGCUAAUCCUUGGUUUCCCUCGCCAUAACAACUUUACACAAAACUAACGUUGAAUGGGCUCUCCAAUAUGCCCUACGAUCAGGUUUAUCAAAUUUAGUGCUGUGACAAAAAACACUUACGAUGCCGCUUGACACAAGCAAUUAUUUUUUUUUUAUUUUAUUUUCUUCUAAUAUUUAUUCUCAGUAAUAUAAGAACGUUAGUAUUGCACACAUUGCAACAUAGAAUUUUCAAUAUAUCAAAAUUAAUUCCUGGUGGUUUUACAAUGUGUGUUCUGUAUGUACACCGAAGCAAUACUUUACAGAGAACAAUACCUAACAUACCUACUACUCACUGUGAAUGGUAUGAACACCAGGCAUCAGGAUGUUUGCCAGUUUUAUUGUGUCGCCAGCACUAAAUUGGACUUCCGUAAAAUCGGCAAACGAUUUUUCUUCCGUACCGUACUUUAAACCUAGUGUCGGAAGUAGUGCACUGUAUAGCAAAUGAGCAAAUUAAUGUACGGUACGAAAGAAAAAUCGUUUGCCGUUUUUGCGGAAGUCCAAUUUAGUGCUGGAUACACUCUAUAUUCACAUGCCCACACUUCGUGACCUUUGUUUUAUACUAAAUGUCUUAAACAACUCGUUUCGAAUGUGUAAUCAAACGUGACGUGUAACUUCGAGCUUUUUUUACUAGCGGGAUUGCAUACUAGCUUUUCAGCAUAGGCAACGUUUAUUUUUACUUCGUUUUUCGAAAACAAUUUAAAAUAUGAUCAUAAUUUGCUUUAUUUUCAAAAAACUUAUUGUACUUUAAACUUUCGUUAAAAUAGAACUAAUGUAUUCGAAGGUUACUGCGCAAAUCUUCCAGUUUUAUUUCACGUUGCUUGGUUCGAAACAUUUUUCGGCAAAAUGUAAAGUUCCGUAACUUUGAGAAUUGCUGGAAUUGUCACGUUAGUGUUGAUUUAUGUUUUUGUUGUGUGUAGAAGCUCUGUUAAAAAUGUGUUUAUAUUAUUACUUAUUUCAACCGUUCUGCCUUACUUUAAAACUUUAUUGAUUGUUUUUGUAAAAAAGGGAUAUUUGCACCGGUAUUUAUGAAAACUUGGGUUUUGCAUUCAAAACCCAACGUGUAGUCAAACGCAAAUUAGAAUAUUUGCGCAAUUGUUUACAUUAUGUUACAUUAUUUAUGAUAUCCUUUCAAUUUGUUUAAUUUAUACCCUGUUGCACUCAAUAAUCCGUUGAAAUUGCCAGAACUGACAUGCAUUUCCUCCGCCCGAAUUGAAAGAGCAAUUCAAACAUAGUUCGAAAUAUUCGACAUUUGUUCCAAUAAUUAAGCGCAACAAAUCGUUUUUCUAGUAUGAAGAGUAAAAUAUGUAUAGAAGAAGUAACAUGCGUGUAAUUUUUUCUACGUGAAUAAAAGUAAGGUGAAGAAUAAUACGAAUUGAAACAAAAUUGUAUCUCACCAAUUACGCUCAGAUAGGCCCAAUUGAAAAAAUGUCGUGUGAUAAAAGCGUAAGUUUCAAAUGUAAACAUUGACAUUUUUGGCAUUCUACUUUCUACUUACUUCUAGAAUUUAGAUCAAGUAUAGUUGAAAUAUUGAUUCUUACGCUGUUAUCGAACGUAAACAAAAAAUUGAACACUCUGUUACUAAUAAUUAGAGCGGUUUAAUUGUUUUUCGUUCUCGUAUGAGUGAACGCGUGGAUGUUGUUUUGCUUCUAAUUAUUUAGAACUCGCCAGCAAGGUUAGAAUUAAAUGAAGAUAAUUAUUGGAUAGAUUUUUCUUUCCUUCGAGUGAGAAUGUAAUUUAAAAUUGUAUGGUAACAAGAAGAUUUGUGGGGAAAAUACAGUUUGAUUGAAGAUUGAUCAUAAAGCAAUCAAACUUCUAUUUAAGUUGAUAAGAAACAUAAAACUUAUAACACAAAGCUUUUCACCAUCAUGUUGACCAAACCUACGAUACCGCGAGGUAAACUCGUAUAACAAGGCUGCUUCAUGAUUUAGAGCCACAUGUGACUCUUAUAAGUAACAGCGACAUGCAACUGUUGAAUAAAUGGGAUUUAGUUUAAAAAUAAACAAACAUUACCAAUUCGGUUCAUUUUUGAAAAAUUUUGUUUUCUGUUUUAAAAUGCAAGGAGACGAACCGAUAAUGUAAGAAUUAGAUGACGGAUUGAAAAAAUAUUAAUCUUAGAUUCUAAGUAAUUAUUCUAGUUAUUGAUAAAUGAAAUCUAUUGAUAAAAGUAAAUUUAAACCUUUAGUAAUUAAGAAUUUAUAUAUAUAAGGUGGCAAAAAAAUCAUCGCGUAUGAAACUGGAAUUAGCAAGUGCGAAAGUUGGUAAAGCUUUAGUGUAAAAUUCUUUUAUUUUAAAAAGAAAUCACGAGAAACGCUCUGAUGUAUGAAAAAGUGAAAGAAAAUAAAAACAAAAGACACAAAAGCGUGAAUGGUUAAUUGUAAGCAUCCUAUAAUAUACAAUUAUGAGUUGCCGUAAAACGAAAAAAACGUUUUUAAAACAACUAAGAAGAACGGAACUUAAAAGUAUCACUGGCGUGUAAGUAGAAUCGUGACACGUAAGCACGAGAGUUUGCGACUAAGAAACUUUAUGACGGAGAAAAGAACUGUGUGAUAUAAACAAAACAAAA